AUGUCUAAACCUCAAGGCAAGGGAAAGUCGACCGAUCGGCGAUCCAGCGUCAAAAAUUCAAAUAUUCAAGAAGAGGAAAGUACCAAAAGUUGGGAAGGUGAACAAAAAUUAUAUCCUCCAAGUAAAGAUAAAUCUGAUCAGCUUUUGGCGAGACUACUACAAAAUAGUGAAAAGAAACGUGACGAAAUUUCUUUUCACUAUCCACACAGAAACUAUCUUGAGAAGAUUGAACAUAAAGAGGAAAUUCCUGAACCUCUUAUAGGAUUUUCUCGCCAUCAAGAAGCAGUAAGACAGAAAUUAGUCAAACCUUAUAUUCCAUUACCCGAAAUAGAAAAGAAUAAAGAAGAUUUAUUUUCUCAAAGCGGACUUUCUUUACCUAAACCAGUUAAAAUACAAGUCCGUCCAAAAGGCAAAGUUCUCGAUGCCGACGAGGAAAUUAGUGACUUAAAUAAGCGGCUGUCACCAAAAAUUGCGGAUCAAUUUGAAUUGAUAAAGAAAUUGCGGACAGAUCCGUCUGGUGAUUUUUAUUACAUGGUGUACGCAGUUGACAGAUCAUCUGCAUCUUUUACGCCUUAUGCCCUUAAAGUAGUUUCUUACGAAGAAAUUGGUAAGUCGUAUAUGACAAUCAGCGCUAAUGGCAUCACUCAAUAUAGUGCAGAUGGAAUAACAUUCACACCUAUAGAAUUGUGGGAAAGAGAAUAUUCUUAUUAUUUGAAAGUUUCAAAAAUUCGAACUUUCUCAAUUUUCCGAACUUGGAAAGCUUUUUAUGUAUGGCGAAAAUCAAUUAGAUGGAAAAAAUAUAACGAGGCCAGGGAUCACAUAAAAGAAAAUCUUUUUGUAUCUCAUCCAAUUUUAAGUAAUGCUCUGCUCGAAGUGAAAGCUAUGUGUGCAAAAUUUUUAUACGUAUCUCUCGCCGAUACAAGCGUCAUCGAAAAAUUGCCUCUUUUCAUCUUUGUAGAAAUGCAAUUGACUCAGCUGGAAGACGUUAAAAGUAAAUUAGACGAAUUCAGAAAAGUUACUUUGGAAUUAGUAAACGAAGCUUGCCUUAAAUCACUUCUGGAAGCUGGAUACACGCCCAAUGACUCAAAUAUAACGAUCGAACAAACUGAGUUUGGGAAACUGGGUCGUUUUGCUGGAACAAAAUUUAAAAUGCCAAAAGAUGGUAUUUUGAAGAUGAGUCACAUAGAACAAGCAAGAAAAAGAGGAAAGUGUUAUCGUCUAUCAUGUUUUAUUCAACUGAUUGAUUAUCUUCAAACAAAUAUGAUGCAAGAUUUAAUGCAAAAUACAUAUAAGGUUCUAAUUAAUGCCCUGCAAAGUCAUACUCAAUUUUUAUCGUCGGAUUUUAACGUUGACGUUGACGCUGAUUCGAAGAAUUUAGCGAAUUUGUCGGAAGAACGACUUUUUUCGGCUCAGUGCCCAUACUUUAUAGUUGAUCUAGUAAUCACUUUGGAAACCGGAAUCACAUUGGAUCCUUCUGAAGACAUUUUUUGGCAUGUUCUUAAAACAAUCCAGCUAAUGUGGGAAGAAAACAUGUUCUCAAUCAAACCUUUCUUGUCUGAUCCGUUCUUCAAUAUUUUUACAAGACCAAUUAUUAACCACAAAGUUGAAAAUCGAAUUUCCCGAAAUCCUCCUGAAAUUCUAAAAAUUCUGAAAGAUGAUUCUCAUAUGAUCUCUCUCAAGAAAGAAUUUGAAAAUGUUCUUAAAAAGAAUUUUGCAGCUGUAACAAAUUAUUGCAAAAAAUUCCAAAACAUACACGUUUUUUUCAAAGAAGAUAUGGAAUAUGAUGAAAAUAUUAUAAAAAAUAAUGAAAAAUGCGAUAUUUUCCGUAAGUGGUGCAAUCGAUAUCAAUAUGAAGUGGAAGAAAUUUCAAAAAUUCAGGAAGAUCAGCCAUUAGGAAUAUUUUUAAUGCAAUUCAAAAGAUUUAAAAUUCUGGCCUUACCAGCACCUAAUCAAAAGUGGACUGUAAUCGAAGGUGUAAUGCCAGGUCUAGGUAAAUCAAAAGUUGACGCACUUUUAAGUGAAGCAAUCGAGGCUAUAAAUUACUUGGAAUCAAAUCCGAUAACAACAGAGGAUUUUGUCACUUAUAUAACCUUUGCCGACCAUGCACAGCAGAAUGUGGAUAAAAUGGAAGCUGAAUUAGAUUAUAUAAAGGAAUUAUAUGAUAUUAUGGAAGAAUAUCGAAUUCCGGUACCAUCAGUAGAUGCUGCAAAUUAUUUGGGUAUCAGUGUGCAACUUACUAGCUUGCGUUUGUCAGUUGAUAAACGACUAGAAGAGCGAGAAAAGUUAAUAACAAAGUUUAAUACACAAAUACGAAAGGAUAUUGAUGCACUGAUCAAUAAAAUAUCUGACAUCAAUGAUGAAGUUACUCAAUCGUGGCUGUUGGAUCCCGAAAACAACGUUGAAGUUUGUCUUGAGACUCUGAGUGAUCUUUCUCAAAGAUUAGCAGAGUGCGCCAAUGCGGCAAACGAAUAUAGAAAUUAUCAAAAAGGGUUCAAGGUGGAAAUGACCAAAUUUGAGAUAUUAGAUCACGUAAUUAACGAAGUUAAACUACGAAGUCUGCUCUGGGAAAGUGUGAUUGCUUGGGACAAAACUUUAGAAGAAUGGUACAAAGCUGACUUUAGUACUUUGAACGUAGAAGAAAUUAACGCCUACACUACUCGUAAUCUGAAGAACAUUAUGCACCUCGAGAAAGGUCUUUCACCCAAUGAAGUUCUUAUAAACUUCAAGAAAAAAGUGGAAAUCUUCAAGGAUAAACUCUCAAUGAUUAUCAAUCUCAGCAAUCCGAACCUGAAGUCACGUCACUGGGUGAAGAUCGAAUCUCUCCUGAAUUAUAAGUUCAAACCAGAUGAAAUUGUAACUCUGGAGCUUCUGGAGAAGCUUGGAGUCUUCGCUUAUCCAAACGAACUAAUGGAAAUUUCAUCUGCUGCCAGUUCAGAAUCUGGCUUGGAAGUAAUGCUGCAGAAAGUAGAGGACACCUGGAAAUCAUUGGAUUUUGUGGUAUUAGCUUAUAAGGAGGCUAAAGAUGUUUACGUUUUGGGAUCUAUGGAAGAAGUUCAGACAGCUCUUGAUGAUAGUAAUAUUAACAUUCAGACCAUAGCUGCUUCUAGGCAUGUUGGGCCAAUUAAAUUUAAGGUGGAUGAAUGGUUGAAGCAACUGGAUCUUUUCGCGAAAACUUUGGAAGAGUGGCAAUAUUGUCAACAACAGUGGAUGUACUUGGAAGCUAUUUUUUCUGCCCCAGACAUUCAACGACAGCUACCUCUUGAGGCAAAACUUUUCAUAGUAGUGGACAAAUCUUGGAAAGAAAUAAUGAGGAAAACUGCAAAGGUGCAUUUGGCCAUGGAAUGCUGUAUUGAACCAGGAUUAUUAGAACGAUUGACAGAAAAUAACAGCAAUCUGGAUCAAAUUCUUAAAUGUUUGGAAGCGUAUCUUGAGACAAAACGAAUCGCCUUUCCAAGGUUUUUUUUCCUUUCGAAUGAUGAGCUUUUGGAAAUCUUGGCACAGACAAGAAAUCCACAUGCUGUUCAGAGACAUUUACAAAAGUGCUUUGACGCAAUUUAUCGUCUCGAAUUUGGUACUGCAGACCAAAGAGAGGCAGUAAAAAGUAAGGGAUCUAUUCUAACAACGGAUAUUAUCGCUAUGUUAUCACCAGAAGGUGAAAGAGUUGUCCUCGGGAAAGGCGUGAAGGCCAGAGGUAAUGUAGAAGAUUGGCUAGAAAAAGUGGAAAAAGCCAUGUUUGCAUCUCUCAAAAGGGAAAUGAAAAAAGGACUCGUUGAUCUAGACGAAAAAGGCAGACAAAUGUUCAUACGGAUGUACCCAUCUCAGAUUGUUUUAACGGUUUCGCAAAUAUUCUGGGCCCGAGACGUACAUCUUAUUCUAGAAUCUGGUUCUGAAGUUUUAAUUAAUAUGGAAGAAUUUGAAAAGAAAUCCUAUUCGGAUUUAAACGAACUGGCAGGAAUGGUUCGAGGAGAAUUGCCAACGCUCAUACGUGAUGUAAUCAUCAAUCUUAUUACAGUAGAUGUUCAUGCAAGAGACAUUAUUUCAGUUUUAGUGGAAAAUAAAGUAAAGUCCAGCACAAGCUUUGAUUGGAUGAAAAAUUUGCGUUAUUACUGGGACGAAGAGAUAGACAAUUGUUUAGCGAGGAUGAGUAAUGCAGAAUAUCUUUAUGGUUACGAAUACCUUGGUGCUCAGAGGAGAUUAGUAAUAACUCCAUUAACUGAUAGAUGCUACUUGUGUCUCAUGGGCGCUCUUCAAUUGGAUUUGGGUGGAGCUCCAGCAGGUCCUGCUGGAACUGGAAAAACUGAAACGACUAAAGAUCUUGCAAAAGCCUUAGCAGUACAGUGUGUAGUUUUCAAUUGUUCAGAAGGUCUAGAUUACAGAAUGAUGGGAAGAUUUUUUUCUGGCUUGGCUACUUCCGGUGCUUGGUGUUGCUUUGAUGAAUUUAAUCGAAUUGACAUAGAGGUUUUAUCAGUCAUUGCUCAGCAAUUAAUCACUAUCAGAAAUGCCAAAAUUGUUCGGGCAAAAGAAUUUAUGUUUGAAGGUCGUAUGAUCCAAUUGGUAAUGUCGUGUGCUACUUUUGUUACCAUGAAUCCUGGUUAUGCUGGUCGUACUGAAUUACCUGAUAAUCUAAAGUCACUGUUCCGACCAUUUUCUAUGAUGGUUCCUGAUUACAAACUUAUCGCUGAAGUGACAUUAUAUUCAGAAGGGUUUGAAUCAUCUAAACCACUAUCCACAAAAAUGACAUUAAUGUAUACAUUAUGUAGCGAACAACUUUCUCAGCAAGAUCAUUAUGAUUUUGGGAUGAGAGCUGUAAAAAGUGUAUUAGUUAUGGCAGGAAGUCUGAAACGUGAUAAUCCUGAAAAAUUGGAAGACGCCGUUUUGAUCAGAGCUUUAAGAGACAGUAAUGUCCCGAAAUUCUUAUCUGAUGAUGCUGAAUUAUUUUUAGGAAUACUAGGAGAUCUGUUUCCGGGUGUUGAAAUUCCGGAUGAGGAUUACGGCGUUCUACAAGAAACUGCGGAACAGAUAUUGAAAGCUGCAGGUUUUCAAUCAGAAGCAUGUUCCGUAAUAAAAUGUAUUCAAUUGCAUGAAACUAUGUUAGUUAGACAUGGUGUUAUGUUAGUGGGUCCUACUGGAUCGGGUAAAACAACAGUUCUUCAAACAUUACGAGAUACUUACACAAAACUUCAUGAGAUGAAAAUUCCAAAGCCAUACUACCAAAAAGUGAACAUGUAUGUGCUAAAUCCAAAAGCAGUGACAAUAGGAGAAUUAUAUGGCGCAGUCGAUCCUAUGAGCAACGAGUGGCACGAUGGAUUAAUUGGUGCAAUUAUUCGUCAUGCUUGCUCUUUUAUGACAGAAGAGCACCAAUGGGUCGUUUGUGAUGGUCCUGUCGAUGCUAUCUGGAUAGAAAAUAUGAACACUGUUCUCGAUGAUAACAAGAUGCUGUGUUUAGCAAAUUCUGAGAGAAUUAAAUUUACACCUUAUGUUCACAUGCUUUUCGAAGUGAUGGAUCUUUCCCAAGCUUCCCCAGCCACUGUCAGCAGAUGUGGAAUGGUAUAUUUCGAUCCAGCCGACCUAAAAUGGAUGCCUUAUGUAAAAUCCUGGCUGAAAAAAAUCCCGGAAAAUAUUCUUAAUGAAACAUUACGUGAAGAACUUUUACUACUUUUUGAAACUUAUGUAGACGAUGGACUUUCGUUUUUUAAAAAGAAUUGUAGCCACGCUAUAUCUCAGGUAGAUAUCGGUAAAGUAAACAUGCUCUGUGCUCUGAUGGAAAGUAUUCUUUUAGAACCAAAUGUGAUUGACAAAUCUGCUGAAAUAACAAAAGUGAAAAGUUUUCUUACUCAAUCAUUUAUCUUCUCAUACAUUUGGGCGAUUGGCGGCAAUGUGAUUGACACCUCACGAGAAGCUUUUGAGUUAUUUGUAAAAGAUCUUUUUCAUGAAAAUCCUCUUUCUCGUUUGCCUGCCACUGGCGAUUUAUGGGACCUCUACAUGAAUGUGAAAACGCGAAGAUUAGAAUUAUGGGUAAAGCUUAUGCCCUCGUUUACAUAUGACAAAGAUGUGCCAUUUUUUGAAAUUCUGGUACCCACUGUCGACACUGUAAGAUUUGGUUAUCUGAUGCAGAGACUUAUAAACGUCAACAAAGCAGUAUUUUUCACCGGUGGAACUGGUGUUGGAAAAUCUGUAAUAGCAAAAAUGGUUCUGCAUACACUUCAAAAGUCUGGACUUUGGGUUCCAGUUAUAAUGAACUAUUCUGCUCAGACAAAUAGUCGCCAAACCCAGGAAAUUCUGGAAUUAAAACUGGAGAAGAAGAAACGAGCACUUUUGGGCGCGCCUGUUGGAAAGAGGGUCUGCGUUUUCGUGGAUGAUGUAAACAUGCCAAAAUUAGACACUUAUGGGUCUCAACCACCGAUCGAAUUAUUACGACAAUAUUUGGAUUUUGAAGGCCUUUAUGACAGGGACAAACUUUACUGGAAAGCAAUAGAAGAUGUGGUAUUGAGCUGUGCCUGUGCACCUCCAGGCGGAGGAAGAAAUCCUUUAACACCAAGGUUUAUUCGACAUUUUGGAAUGUUGGUUAUUCCAGCGCCUACUGACUCUUCCUUGAGAGCCAUAUUUAGAUCAAUUAUGAAAGGGUUCCUAGAAGAAUUUUCACAGCCUAUAAUAGAAUUAAGCGACAGAAUAGUCUCAGCAACAGUAGAAAUUUACGACAGAAUCGCUGUAGAUUUGCUACCGACACCUGAAAAGAGCCACUAUGUAUUUAAUUUGAGAGAUUUGUCUAAAUGUAUACAAGGAAUGCUUCAAGCAGAUCCAGCCGUAGUAAUAGAUGCUAAACAAAUGCUAAGGCUCUUUUAUCACGAAUGCUUGAGAGUCUUCCACGACCGGCUAAUUAAUGUGGAGGACAAAAGCUAUUUUUACCAUCUUAUGACUGAUACUUGCUCGCGAACAUUUGGAGAUGAAGUAGUUCCGCUUCCUUUGGACGAAGUUGUGACUCAACCUCCACUUCUACUUUUUGGAGAUUUUAUGUCUUUCGGUGCUCUCAAAGAACGAAGAAUGUAUGAGGAAAUCACUGAUUUAACUAAGGCUAGAAAUGUAUUACAUGAUUAUUUGGAUGAUUAUUGUUUGGUCACUUCCAAAGACAUGAAUCUAAUAUUCUUCACGGAUGCCAUAGAACAUUUGUGUAGAUUAGCAAGAAUAUUGAGAUCAGAAAGAGGUAAUGGUCUUCUCGUUGGCGUUGGAGGAAUGGGAAAACAAAGCUUAACCAAACUGGCGUCACAUUUAAACGGAUAUCCCUGCUUGCAAAUUGAGGUGACACGUGGUUAUGAAAAGAAUUGUUGGCACGAAGAUCUUCGGCGAUUUUACUUUAAACCAGGAGCCUAUGGAGAACAUACGACCUUCCUCUUCCCUGAUACUCAAAUUGUUCAGGAAGAAUUUUUAGAGGAUAUUAAUAAUACUUUGAACUCGGGUGAAGUACCUAAUCUUUUCGAGGCUGAUGAAUUGGAAAAGGCUAUAAUUGCCACUAGACCAGCUGCCAAAGAAUCUGGAAUCAAAGAAACAGACAGGGAUGCUAUUUACGAAUAUUUUAUCGGCAGAGUCAGAAAUCACCUUCAUCUUAUGCUCUGCAUGAGUCCAGUGGGCAACUCUUUUAGGCAUCGUUGUCGAAUGUUCCCAUCGUUAGUAAAUUGCUGUACAAUUGACUGGUUUACGAAGUGGCCAAACGAAGCUCUUCUCUCAGUAGCAGAGAAAUCGAUCGAACCUAUUGUGAAUCAGGAUGAAAAAAAAUUAGCAGCAUUAUCAUCUAUUUGUGUAUUAAUGCAUGAAAGUGUUGAAGAAAUGACAAUGAAAUUUUUCAACGAAAUGCGUCGCAGAUAUUACACAACACCAAGUAGUUAUUUAGAUCUAUUGAAACUAUACAUAUCCACUUUGAAGAAGAAGAUGAAGGAUACUUUGAUGCUGAAAAGCAAAAUAGCUAAUGGCUUGAAUAAACUUCAAGAAACGAACGAAACUGUAGCUACGAUGAAAAAACAAUUAACUGUUUUGGCUCCUCAGUUAAAAGUCAGCUCAGAAGAAGUUUCGAAAUUAAUGAACAUUCUUGCUAAGCAACAAAUCGAAAUUGACAAAGUCAGAAUUGUUGUGGCUGCAGAUGAAGCAGUUGCAAAGGAAAAAGCCGCUGAAACAGGAGCCCUAGAAGCUGAAGCCAGAAAAGACUUAGAAGCAGCAAUGCCAGCUUUAGAAGAAGCUCAAAAGGCUCUGGAAUCUUUAAAUAAAAAUGACAUUAACGAAAUCAAAGUUUUUAAUAAACCUCCACAGCUCGUGCGCUAUGUCAUGGAAGCAGUAAAUUUAUUAUUGGGCGAAAAGCUUGAUUGGGCCACUGCUAAACUGGUACUUGGAGAUUUGCACUUUUUGGAUCGAUUGAUCGAAUAUCAUAAAGACAAUAUUAGCGAAAAACUUUUAAAGAAAUUACAAGAGUAUGUGAACAAUCCAGAUUUUCAACCUCAUAUUGUUGCAAAACAGAGUAAAGUUUGUAAAUCUAUCUGCAUUUGGGUGAGAGCCAUUGAUGGCUAUGCUAAACUAUUUAGAGUCGUGCAACCAAAACGACUUAGAUUACAAGAAGCAGAAAAAGAAUUGAAUACAAUCAUGAGCGUCCUCAAACAGAAGCAGCAACAGCUAAAAGAUGUCGAAAAUAAGAUUAAAAGACUGCAGGAUCAGUACAACGAAGCUGUAAAUAAUUUGGCUAAUUUAGAAUACAAUAUUGAACUUAGCGAAGCUAGGCUAAACAGGUCCGGAAGAUUAACUUCUGCUUUAGCAGACGAAGAAAUCCGCUGGGAAGAAAACAUGAAGGACUUUGAUAAGCAGAUACAGAAUUUGAUGGGUGACAGUUUAGUGGCAGCUGGAGCUUUAGCUUAUCUAGGAGCUUUUACCAGUGAAUAUAGAGAAGAACUUUUAGCAAUAUGGCUGAAGAGAUGUGAAGAACAGGGAGUUAAAACUACUGCAAAUUUUAAUUUAGUUUCAGUAUUAGCUGAUUCUUAUGAAAUUCGUUUAUGGAAUAGUUUCGGUUUACCCAGAGAUCAAGUCAGCACAGAAAAUGCUAUUUUAGUCACUCAGGCUGAAAGAUGGCCACUUAUGAUUGAUCCACAAGAACAGGCCAACCGUUGGAUACGUAAUAUGGAACAGAAAAAUCAGUUAAAAAUCUGCAAGAUGACUGAUGCCAAUUUUAUGAGAUAUAUGGAAGCCUGUAUUAGAUUAGGAGCGCCCAUUUUGCUUGAGGAAAUUGGAGAAACUUUAGAUCCCAGUUUAGAGCCAGUUCUUUUAAAGCAAACAUUCGUCCACGGAGGAAGAAAGCUGAUUAGACUGGGCGAAAAUGAUGUUGAAUAUGACGACAAUUUUCGAUUGUACAUCACUACGAAAAUGGCCAAUCCUCAUUAUUUGCCAGAAAUUUGUAUUAAAGUUACUAUUGUUAAUUUUACUGUUACGCCUACUGGUUUAGAGGAACAACUUCUAGCAGAUGUAGUACGUUUGGAGAAACCAGAAUUAGAAAGUUUGAGGAACGAGUUAAUUGCGAGGAUCAAUGCUGAUAAGAAUCAACUUCAGAAUAUAGAGGAUAAAAUUCUGUCUCUUCUUUUUAAUUCUGGCGAAAAUAUCCUGGAUAAUGAGGAACUUAUCGAAACCCUUAAUAACAGUAAAGAAACUUCAGCUAUAAUCGCAACCAGAUUGAUCGAAACAGAGGCUACUGAAGAAAAAAUUUCUAUCACCCGAGAUACAUAUCGAUCUGUUGCUACUCGAGGCUCUAUUUUAUAUUUUGUUGUAGCCAAUCUAGCAGAAAUCGACACCAUGUAUCAAUUUUCUUUGAAGUAUUUUAAUCAGAUAUUUAACAAUGUUAUUGAGAUUAGUGCAAAAAGCGAAAACCUUCAUCGUCGGCUGAAUAUUUUAUACGAUGAAAUCACUCUCGCAAUUUACACAAAUGUGUCCCGAGGAUUGUUUGAAAGACACAAACUCGUUUUUAGCCUGAUGCUAAAUAUGGCUAUUUUUCUGAAUGCCAAAAUUAUCAGUUAUGCACAGUGGAACUUUUUACUACGCGGUCCUGGACAAUUUAAAACUACCAAGAAACCAGAUUAUCCAACAUUGAAUAAAGUGAUGUGGAUCUCAGUGAAUUUUCUGGAAAGUAAUUUCAAAUCGUUUGAACAUAUUAUGUCAGAUGUUUUCACACGAAUAAAUUUAUCAAUUGAAUACUUUAAUGAAGAGGUAAAUGUACUUCCUGACAACAACAAAAAAUCUGAGCAAAACUGGGAUACAAAAUUAAAUGACAUAGAAAAACUUAUGUUACUAAAAGCCUUAAAAGAGGAUAAGCUUAUUUUUGGAAUUACUGCUUACGUGAAGAAAAACCUUGGACAAAAAUUUGUAGAAUCUCCAAUGGUUUCACUUCAGCUUCUGUAUCCCGAUACAUCAAAAACUACACCUCUGGUAUUUAUUCUAAGUACCGGAUCGGAUCCGUUUAGUGCAUUCCAAAGAUUCGCAGCAGAAAUGGGAUUUACUGAAAAAUAUAAAUCGAUAUCCCUGGGCCAGGGCCAAGGCCCAAUAGCGGAAAGCCUUAUCAGGAAAGGAAUAGUAGAAGGAAGUUGGGUCUUUUUGCAAAACUGCCAUUUAGCCACCUCAUGGAUGCUUAGCAUGGAGAAACUAAUUAUUGUUGAAAUAAUAGAACAAUCAGAAACAGUGCAUGAACAUUUUCGUCUUUUUUUGAGCUCGAUGCCCAGUGUAUCUUUCCCCGUAUCUGUGCUUCAAAAUUCUGUUAAGGUCACUAACGAACCUCCUAAAGGACUUAAAGCGAAUAUCAAACGGGCGUUUUUUGAUCUCAGUGAAGAUUUUUUUGAAAAUAAUCCACUGGAAUUGAGUUGGAGAAAAAUGAUUUUUGGAAUUUGCUUUUUCCACGCAAUUAUACAAGAGCGAAAAAAAUUUGGACCCUUGGGUUGGAAUAUUCACUACGAGUUUAAUGAUAAUGACAGAGAAUGUUGUCUCUUAAAUUUAAAAAUGUUUUGCGAAAAAGGAUCGAUUCCAUGGGCUGCCCUGAUAUACAUAAGCGGGGAAAUCACUUACGGUGGCAGAAUCACCGAUAACUGGGAUUUACGUUGUUUGAAAACGAUUCUCAAUGACUUUUUCUCUCCAAAAACUUUGCAGCCAGAUUAUGCAUAUUCCCCAUCUGGAAUAUAUUAUGCUCCAAACAUAAUCACGCUCAAAGAUUAUAGAGAAUUUAUUGAAAAGUUUCCUAUAAUUGAAGAUCCAGAGAUCUUUGGAAUGCACGAAAAUGCAAAUAUUACAUUCCAGUUGAAAGAAACUAAAACAGUUUUGAAUACAAUUAUGGAUGUACAACCGCAAGUUGGCAUUGGGGACGAGGGGAAAUCUGCAUCGGAUAUUGCACACGAAAUAGCAGAUAUGGUGAUGGAGAGAAUCAGUCUCCAAAUUGACAUAGACGAUUGCCAUCCAAAUCAUUUAAAAAAAGAUACAGCAGGUCGUCUACCUUCGCUUACGACUGUCUUACUUCAUGAAGUGGACCGCUAUAACAAACUCUUAACAAAAGUACACACUUCCAUAGAAAAUUUGCAACGAGCUAUCAAAGGUUUCGCGGUAAUGUCAGUCGAACUGGAAGCAGUUUUUCAAGCUCUAGUGAAUAAUCAGGUGCCAGAAGUAUGGCACAAAGUAAAUGUGUAUCCCUCGUUAAAAAGUUUGGGUACUUGGAUCAGAGACUUGGAACUUCGGAUUGAUUUCAUACAGAUUUGGUUAACAGACUCAAAGCCAAUAUCCUUCUGGUUAUCUGGAUUAUCCUUCCCUCAAGGAUUUGUAACAGGCAUGCUCCAGACACACGCCAGAAAAUACAAUAUACCAAUUGAUCAUUUGAAACUUGACUUUUCUCCUUUAAGAGUGAUCUUGGAUCAAGAAGAGAUUGAAGCCGCUCACAGACAACAAAAUAACAAAGAAAUCGCUACUGCCUAUAAAGGACUCCAAGAACCAUCAGAUGGCGUUUAUAUUCAUGGACUCUUCAUAGAUGCUGGAAAUUGGGACUUUAAAUUUAUGAUUCUAGUUGAUGCAAAUAAAGGAGAAAUGAAUCCUCCUCUGCCAGUUUUGCACAUCCAACCAGUACUGUCGUUACCCGCAAACGAUCCUAGAUACAUUUGUCCUCUCUACAAAACCAGCAUUCGAGCUGGCGUUUUAUCAACAACUGGACACAGCACAAAUUUCGUUUUAGCAAUCCUCCUGCCAUCUGCUCGUAAUCAGUCACAUUGGAUUCUCAAAGGCACUGCUCUUCUGAUUCAAGUCACAGAUUAA
Molecule: messenger RNA, 12306 nt
Organism: Belonocnema kinseyi
Lineage: Eukaryota; Metazoa; Arthropoda; Insecta; Hymenoptera; Cynipidae
Gene: Dhc16F
Product: dynein heavy chain 6, axonemal
Exons: 63
Coding region: 1-12306 (4101 amino acids)
Biological process (GO): microtubule-based movement
Cellular component (GO): dynein complex
Molecular function (GO): minus-end-directed microtubule motor activity; dynein light intermediate chain binding; dynein intermediate chain binding
Source: RefSeq, a predicted model, not a curated record